AUUGUGCCUAUGCUAUCUCCACAAGCAGAGAAUCAGAUGAUGGAUACACAACCUCACACUGACAUGGCGCAGCAAAGAGGAUUCACACUGUUCAUGAGAUGGCUACUUCUCUUACUUAUUAUUAGUGAAGUUCCCUUUGCUAGAUGUCAGAAGACUUCUUAUGUACUGCCAGUUGAUUGCACUUUUAAUGGUACCCAAGCCAUGUAUGCUCAAAUUAACAACGCUCUCUGGAGUAAUGAAAUGCGACCUGUUACAUACCCGAGCGAUGUUCUAACUGUUAAACUGGGGAUGAGUGUUGCUGGUAUCCUGGGUGUGGAUGAAAAGCAGCAGGUCAUGACAGCAUUUAUUAUAACAACACUGGACUGGACUGUGCCAUUUCUGAGCUGGAACAACACUGAAUGUGGAUUUGAUAAUAUUUCUUACCCAGCAUCCGAGCUGUGGUUGCCAAGUAUACAAAUAGCUGAGCAUAUGGAUCAAGAAACAAACAUUGACAUACCCUACCUUCAGCUCAAUUACACUGGCGGGGUUCAUUUUGUUCAACUCAAAAGAGUUACUGCCUCGUGUCAAAUGGACAUCUACAAGUUUCCUUUUGAUGUCCAGAACUGCUCGCUUACUUUCCAUUCCUACUUGCAUGAAGAAAAUGAACUGAAGCUGAUGUCUAAACCGGCCGCGUUUAUAUUUGACUUAUCUGUUCACUCUGAUUCGGGAUGGAGAUUUGUCAGUGUGACAGAACUUAUUUCCACUACUACGUUUACCAGCAAAAGGACCUUUUCUUCUGUUAAAUAUGGUAUACUCCUUAAACGUGAGGCCAGUCUCUAUGUAGUGAACCUCCUGGUCCCCAGCUGCUUCCUGAGUCUGUUGGACCUGUUCAGCUUCUUCCUGCCUCCUGAAAAUGUUGAUCGCUCUGCUUUCAAAAUGACUCUCAUCCUGGGCUAUACUGUCUUUCUGCUCAUCACUAAUGACCUCCUGCCUGAUAGCGCUUCACAUGCGGCCCUUAUAAAUGUCUUUUUCUCUUUCAGCUUGGCUCUGAUGGUGGCCAGCCUUUUGGAGGCAAUGUUCAUUGUUAACCUCAGUAACAACUCCAAACAUUACCACAGAGUACCCCGGUGGCUCCACAUCCUCAUUCUGGACUUCCUCGCUCGCCUCCUGUGCAUGUCUCCUAAACCUCCUGCUGCUCGGGUCACAGUGACUUUAAACCCACAUGCGGAGGGGAGGCUGGACAUGCCAGGUGAAGCAACGAUACCUGCUGAAACUAGAGAAAUGGAGAUGAUAGAGGGUGUAGCCAUGGUGGAUGAGCUGAAGAAAGUGGCCCGAGACGUGCUGACCAUUCGACUGAGAUUGGAAGAACACCUGAGCCCUAAAGAGAACGACUGGAAGCUGAUUGCAGAUGUUAUUGACCGACUCCUGUUUCGGCUCUACCUCCUCUUUGUGAUUGUGUCCUACAUCACCAUACUCGUUUUGUGGCUCAAACACUGAAUGGAACACACUGAGUAGGAAUAACACAAUAUUAUAACCCACACCAACCAUCCACCAUACACUGUUCUUAAAGUUGUAUCAGUGUUGCUUCAGUAGAGAAAGAUCAAUGGUGGCAGUUCAUAUUAAAUGUAAUGUUCAGCAUAAAUGAUGAACCUCAGCUUUAAUACAUUAUCAGUGACAUUAACAAUGUGGAGAUCAGUAGGUUUUCAAUUUUUCACCUGAUUUUCAGUCCUAAAGUAAAUAAACACCAGCUAAUGCAGGUGUAGUUAACAUUUAAACAAAUGACAACUGAUACAAACAUUCAGUAAUACAAAAAUAAAGUUGUUCACCCUACUGAAUUUUGGGGAAUUUUAACUACAGCAGUAAAUAAUGCUUAAUUAAAUCAUAAUGUCAGUCUCUCUCUCACACACACACACACACACAAAGAUAAAAUUACAUACUUAUGUCGUCCAAAUAUAAAUAGUGUAACUACGAAAAUCACAAGAUAUAAAAAAUUUCUUUAAAAUUAAUUUCUUCUUCAAUGCACCUUAGAAACAAGCCACAAUUUUUUUUGUUGUUGUUGUUUAAUUGUGUAAGCAGGUCUAAACAGAAUGUCCAUACUCUUAUCAUCCAUCCUUAACAUCCAAAGGUCCACAGAUAACAUUUUUCCAAUACAUUGCAAUCGAACUUGAAGUGAACGGAAUUGAAAAAAAUCAUGACUUAUCAAUAACUGAAUGACUUAUUAAUUAUUAAUAACUGUUCAAAUUGUUUGUCAUGUUUGAGCUUUAAAAAAAUGAACCAAAUGAAAGAAAGGGUCUUCCACUGUCACUUUCCAACAUUGGCUAAUA
This is a messenger RNA of Hemibagrus wyckioides, 2303 nucleotides long. Its product is annotated as 5-hydroxytryptamine receptor 3A-like. Lineage: Eukaryota; Metazoa; Chordata; Actinopteri; Siluriformes; Bagridae. The record is from RefSeq and is a predicted model, not a curated record. Gene Ontology annotation, biological process: signal transduction; nervous system process; regulation of membrane potential. Gene Ontology annotation, cellular component: neuron projection; membrane; synapse. The transcript is spliced from 9 exons. Bases 10 to 1476 code for a protein of 488 amino acids. Gene Ontology annotation, molecular function: neurotransmitter receptor activity; extracellular ligand-gated monoatomic ion channel activity; transmembrane signaling receptor activity.